GGCGCCGUCAUUCUAGCCAGUCGCGAUACAAAGUUCAUAGAGACAGCUCGUGUAAUUCAUAUAUUUAUCAGGAAUCAAAAAUUCCAUUUCCUUAGUCGAGCUAAGCUAGCCUCUAAGCCAACAUCGCGACGAGGUCGAAUAUAGAAGGAAAAAGAUCGACGCGCGUUCGAUUUACGUUUUUUCUCCUAUCGUUGGUCGUUCAUAUCAGCAACCACGAAGCUGCUCGAGGGCUCCACUACCGAGUGCGAGGUUGGGAGGGCCAUGAAGACGUCCACGUUAUGCAGUGACUUGAUCAAACAGGAGAUACGAGAUGCCUGCAAGGAUCUCGUCCUAUCAGAUGACCAGCUCCGGCUGGUCAUGCAGAAGCUCACCGACGAGAUCGACAAGGGUCUGUCGAGGGAAACUCACGACGACGCGAUCGUCAAAUGCUUCACCACCUAUGUGCAAGAUCUGCCGAAUGGCACAGAAAAGGGCAACUUCCUGGCGUUGGAUCUGGGCGGUACGAAUUUUAGAGUGUUGAUAAUCACAUUGGACCGUCAGAAUUUCGAUAUGAAAAGCAAGAUCUACGCGAUACCCCAGAGUUUGAUGCUGGGAACCGGUACUCAGCUGUUCGAUCACAUUGCUCAGUGUUUGGCGUUAUUCGUAAAGGACCUGAACUUGCAGAACGAGGUACUACCAUUAGGCUUCACCUUCAGUUUUCCCCUGUCUCAAUACGGAUUGACGGAAGGCCACCUGGUGAGGUGGACCAAGGGCUUCAAUUGUAGCGGCGUAAUCGGUGAAGAUGUCGUUGCCCUUCUCGAAGACGCAAUUAGUAGAAGAAAAGACGUUAAAAUCGAUGUAUGUGCGAUCUUAAACGACACCACCGGCACUUUAAUGUCAUGUGCUUGGAAAAAUCGAAAUUGUCGAAUCGGUUUAAUCGUCGGUACUGGAAGCAACGCCUGCUACGUCGAAAAAACAAAAAACGUACAAUGUGCGAUUCCAGGCAACUAUAGCCCAGGCAAGCCUGAUAUGCUCAUAAACACAGAAUGGGGCGCAUUUGGCGAACAAGGUGUGCUAGAUUUUGUGAUAACCGAAUUUGAUCGUGCCAUAGAUGAAAAUUCUAUCAAUCCCAAUAAGCAGCUGUUUGAGAAAAUGAUCUCGGGCAUGUAUAUGGGUGAACUAACGAGGCUGGUUCUUGAGAAGUUGGUGAACGCCGGCCUUCUCUUUGGUGGCAAAUGUCCCAAUGAUCUCAGAAAACGCGGCAAAUUUUUCACGAAAUACGUCUCGGAGAUCGAAAACGAUCCUAAAGGUAGAUAUACAAAUUGCCGGGAUGUAUUAGCCGAGCUAGGAAUGCGGAAUGUGAGUGAUCAAGAUUGUGAGAAUGUGAGAUAUGUGUGCUCGGUGGUGUCGAGGAGAGCUGCGCAUCUGGUGAGCGCGGGAAUAGCAGCGUUGCUAAACAAAAUAGAGGAGAAUAAUGUCACAGUGGGCAUUGACGGAUCGGUAUACCGAUUCCACCCACACUUCCACGAUCUCAUGACAGCGAAAAUCAGCGAACUUCAAAACUACAAGUUUGACUUGAUGCUCUCGGAGGAUGGUAGCGGCCGCGGCGCUGCCCUAGUCGCUGCAGUGGCGUCGCAGAGGCGGUGAAGACGCGGUUGUCGGUAGCGAGUUAGCUGCAAUUCAAUUAUGUGUAAUAUAAAAUCGAACGACGGUAUGAGAGAGCUGACUAGAGUGAACGAGUGAACGGAAGUGAAAGCGAUCGAGUAUGGAAAAGAAAUUUGGUAUCUUUUUUUCUUUUGUUCGUUUCAGCUGCACUUUUUACACUCGCUGUCUUCUUCCUUCUUUUAAGACCGUUUUAAAUCAUUCUUCAGGCUUCUUCAAAGCCUGGAUAGUUUAGUUAGACAGUUAGAAAAAGGAUCCAUAUAGAUGUAAUCAAGUAUCGAAAAUUAGAUUAUGAGUUCGUUUUUGAUAAAAGAAA
Molecule: messenger RNA, 1957 nt
Organism: Mycetomoellerius zeteki
Lineage: Eukaryota; Metazoa; Arthropoda; Insecta; Hymenoptera; Formicidae
Gene: Hex-A
Product: Hexokinase A
Exons: 7
Coding region: 262-1626 (454 amino acids)
Biological process (GO): glucose metabolic process; glucose 6-phosphate metabolic process; glycolytic process
Cellular component (GO): mitochondrion; cytosol
Molecular function (GO): glucokinase activity; fructokinase activity; ATP binding
Source: RefSeq, a predicted model, not a curated record